Molecule: messenger RNA, 717 nt
Organism: Penicillium chermesinum
Lineage: Eukaryota; Fungi; Ascomycota; Eurotiomycetes; Eurotiales; Aspergillaceae
Gene: med8
Product: RNA polymerase II mediator complex subunit MED8
Exons: 1
Coding region: 1-717 (238 amino acids)
Biological process (GO): regulation of transcription by RNA polymerase II
Cellular component (GO): mediator complex; core mediator complex
Molecular function (GO): RNA polymerase II cis-regulatory region sequence-specific DNA binding; transcription coregulator activity
Source: RefSeq, a predicted model, not a curated record
AUGGUACGCAACUCGAGCCCGAUGUCCCUGCUCCCCUCUCACACGAACACCAGGUCCUCGCUCCAGUCCCAAGCCACUAUCAUCUCCAACAACCUUGUCAGCGUCUCCGAACACCUCUCCGACCACCGCGACCUCCUCUCCUCGCUAGUCGCCUACCCGGGCCCUGAUUACCCCGGCCGAACCCAGGCCGGCAUUCUCGAGCAACUCCUGCGCACGAAACUCGACCCCCGCGUCGAAGACUGGGUCGCGCGCGGUCGUGCUGCGGGGUCUGGAUCGACGCCUGCUUCUGCCUUCACCACGUCUGAUGCUGCUUCCGUCCCUGCGCCAAGUGCCCUUGCGGCCAAUGACUUCAAACCACUCAGCGAUGCGGAGCUAGCGGAGCUGUGGGCGUGGGCGCCGGUCGAAGCGAACCAGGAAGCCCGACGGAGGAAUUGGGGAGGGAAUUUCACGCUGGAGGAACGGGAGGCUGGGAUUGAGAAUGUCGUGACGGGACUAAAGCGGCAAUUGGAGGACGACGAAGGCGACGAGGAGGACGAGGAAGAGGAGGGGGAUGGUGACGCCGAGGGCGAGGACGAGAUGGAGAUUGUCGGGGUGCGCCGCCGGUCUGGCGCCGGGACGGUGGAGUUUGAUGUUGCGGCGCCUCAUCAUCACAAGGCUGAGCCUGUGGUUCCGUUGCCGGAGAUCCUGAGGUAUAUGACUACGGGGCGCAUGCCGUAG